Messenger RNA from Phyllostomus discolor (pale spear-nosed bat), 4524 nucleotides. Its product is annotated as general transcription factor II-I-like. The record is from RefSeq and is a predicted model, not a curated record. Gene Ontology annotation, cellular component: nucleus. Lineage: Eukaryota; Metazoa; Chordata; Mammalia; Chiroptera; Phyllostomidae. Gene Ontology annotation, molecular function: DNA-binding transcription factor activity; DNA binding.
UAAAGUGAGGUUUGUUUAUUUAUUUACUUAUUCUUUAGUGCUAUGGUUUUGUGGUAAUUUGCUGCUGAGAGUGUUCAGAUGUCUGGUCCAGUUCAAGUAGUGCUCACUUCAGCGAAUGUGGGGCCUGGUGCAGACGUCUCACCCUUUCUGCAUUCAACUUUGCUGCAGACAGUGGAUUGAUGGAUGGGCCACAGUGCCUAAGAGUAGUCUCUGAGUGCUAAAGAGACAAAAGGGGAAGCUAGUUUGCAAAUGAGAAUGUACAGGAGACUGCCCUGAGGAGGCAGGGCUUGCAUUACACUCCUUCCACCUAAAGCCUAUCAUUUGGGAUGACUUAUUUCCUACUACAGUAGACAUCCCCCAUCCACGGUUUUGCUUCCCGCGGUUCCAGUCGAGGUCAGAAAUGGAAAAUUCCAGAAAUAAACAAUUCGUAAGUUUUAGAUUUCUUUCUCUGUUCCGGUUAGAGUGAUGAGGUCCUGCUCUGUCCCACUGGGAUGUGAAUCAUUCCUUUGUCCAGUCUUUACACACUUACAUGCCACCAGCGGCUUGUCAACUCUUUUGGUAUACAAUGCUGGUGUUCGACUAACACUUACUUUCCUUAAUUAUGGCCCUGAAGGGCAAGAAUAGUGAUGCUGGCAAUUUGGAUAUGCCAAAAAGAAGCCGAAAAGUGCUUCCUUUAAGUGAAAAGGUGAAAAUUCUUACUUAAUAAGGAAAGAAAAAAAUCCUAUGCUGAGAUUGCUAAGAUCUACAGUAAGAACGAAUCUUCUAUCCGUGAAAUUGUGAAGAAGGAAAAAGAAAUUCGUGCUAGUUUUGCUGUUGUAUCUCAAACUCCCAAUGUUACUGCCACAGUGCAUAAUAAAUGCUUAGUUAGGAUGGAAAAGGCAUUAGGUUUGUGGGUGGAAGACAUGAACAGAAAAUGUGUCCCCGUUGAUGGCAGCAUGUUGCGCCAGAAAGCACUGAGUCUGUAUGAACAUUUCAGCAAGGGAUCCUGUGAAAGGAGUGACACCAAGCCUUUUACUGCAAGUAAGGGAUGGUUACACAGAUUCAGGAAUAGGUUUGGACUGAGAAAUGUAAACACUGCAGAGGCUGUGCCUGCUGUUGGAGAAGCUGCUGCCACAUUUCCGGCAGAGUCGAAGUUGAUCAAGGAGGAAGGGAUCAUGGCCCAAGUAGCAAAGUCUGGCCUGCCGGUUGAGGAUGAGGAGUCUUCGGAGAACAGGAUGGUGGGGACAUUUCUCAUGUCAGCUCUUGAGUCCAUGUGUAAAGAACUAGCCAAGUCCAAGGCAGAAGUGGCCUGCAUCGCAGUGUAUGAAACAGAUGUGUUUGUUGUUGGAACUGAGAGAGGACGAGCUUUUGUCAACACCAGAAAGGAUUUUCAGAAAGAUUUUGUGAAAUACUGUGUUGAAGAAGAGGAAAAGGCUGCAGGGGUGCAUAAAAUGAAAUCUACAACCCAGGCAAAUCGGAUAAGUAUAGAUGCUGUAGAGAUUGAAGCACUCAGAAAAACUGUUGAGGACUAUUUUUGCUUUUGCUAUGGGAAAGCUUUAGGAAAGUCAACCGUGGUGCCUGUUCCCUAUGAGAAGAUGCUGCGAGAUCAGUCGGCUGUGGUGGUGCAGGGGCUUCCAGAGGGAGUUGCCUUUAAACACCCUGAGAACUACGAUCUUGCGACUCUGAAGUGGAUUUUGGAGAACAAAGCAGGGAUUUCAUUUAUCAUUAAGAGACCUUUCCUGGAGCCAAAGAAGCACCUAGGUGGUUGUGCGAUGGUAACAGAUACUGAAAGGUCAAUGCUAUCUCCAGGUGGAAGUUGUGGCUCCAUCAAAGUGAAAACUGAACCCACAGAAGAGUCUGGUAUUUCCUUGGAAAUGGCAGCUGUGACAGUGAAGGAAGAAUCAGAAGAUCCUGAUUACUAUCAGUAUAACAUUCACGGCCCUUCUGAAACUGAUGAUGUUGAUGACAAGCUCCCCCUUUUGAAGUCUUUGCAAGGAAGCCAUCAUUCUUCAGAGGGUAAUGAAGGAGCAGAAAUAGAAGUACCAGCAGAAGAUUCUACUCAACAUGUCCCUUCAGAAACAAGUGAGGACCCUGAAGUUGAGGUGACAAUUGAAGAUGAUGAUUAUUCUCCACCUACCAAGAGACCAAAGAGCAAUGAGCCGCCCCAGCCGCCAGUCACCGAACCUGCCAAUGCUGGAAAACGGAAAGUGAGGGAGUUCAACUUUGAGAAAUGGAAUGCUCGAAUUACUGAUCUACGCAAACAAGUCGAAGAGUUGUUUGAAAGAAAAUAUGCUCAAGCUAUAAAAGCCAAAGGUCCUGUGACGAUCCCAUACCCUCUUUUCCAGUCACAUGUUGAAGAUCUUUGUGUAGAAGGACUUCCAGAAGGGAUUCCUUUUAGAAGGCCAUCUACUUAUGGAAUUCCUCGCCUUGAGAGGAUAUUACUUGCAAAGGAAAGGAUUCGUUUUGUGAUUAAGAACCCUACGAUGCCACCCAAACGUCCUGCACCUUCUAAGGCUUCUGGCAGUGAACCCAAGCGCCAGAGGAAUAUGCUUACCAUCAAAGAAAAGGUGGAACUUCUGGACAUGUUAAAGGAAGGCAAAAGCUACGCAGCUGUAGGCCGCCAUUACGGGAUCAACGAAUCUACUGUUCGCUACAUAAAGAAAGACGAGAAGAAUAUUAGGUCUACAGCAACAAUGACUUUUAACAAAACUGCAAAAAGGGUGGUCACUUCCCGCAAUAAGGCCAUUGUGAGGAUGGAGUCUGCAUUGGCCCUGUGGAUAAAUGACUGCAGGAAGAAGAAUAUCUCACUGGAUACCAACACCAUCAGGAUGAAAGCAAAGAAACUUUAUGAUAGUUUUGCGGAAAGCACGGAUGUUCACAACCGUGAUGAAGAUGAAGAUGACAACACAAAAACAGGACUGUCGAGUGCUUCUCCCACCAGACCAACCCCAUUCAGUGCCAGCACGGGCUGGUUUUACAAAUUUCAGAGACGCUUUGGACUCAGCAUUUCUCUGCAUGGAGAAGCUGCCUCUGCAGAUGAAAAGCAGCACCAGCAACUCCCCACAACUAUGUUCAUCGCUCGGAUGAAGAGAUCAGUUACGUGUACACCUUCAGCGGAAAUAGAAGUUACAGCCCAGGGUGAAGAUACUGCACCACCUGAUGAAGCGCCUGACAAAGUGGACUUGCGGCCCGAGGAGAGACCUGUGGAGGGCAGCCAUGGCAAUGUGAUCCGGCCCCUGCGGAAGCAGGUGGAGCUGCUCUUCAACACAAGAUACGCCAAGGCCAUCGGCAUCUCGGAGCCCGUCAAGGUGCCCUACUCCAAGUUCCUGAUGUACCCAGAGGAGCUGUUUGUGGUGGGGCUGCCUGAAGGCAUCUCCCUCCGCAGGCCCAACUGCUUCGGGAUUGCCAAGCUCCGGAAGAUCCUGGAGGCCAGCAACAGCAUCCAGUUUGUCAUUAAGAGGCCUGAGCUGCUCACCGAAGGAGUCAAAGAGCCCAUCACGGACAGCCAAGAGAAUUAUGACACCAGACUCUCCCGGAUUGACAUCGCCAACACGCUGAGGGAGCAAGUGCAGGAUCUGUUCAAUAAGAAAUACGGGGAAGCCUUGGGCAUCAAGUACCCCGUCCAGGUCCCCUACAAGCGCAUCAAGAGUAACCCCGCAGUGAUCAUUGAGGGGCUACCCCCAGGCAUUCCGUUCCGAAAGCCCUGUACCUUUGGCUCCCAAAACCUGGAGAGAAUCCUCGCAGUGGCUGACAAGAUCAAGUUCACAGUCACCAGGCCUUUCCAGGGACUCAUCCCAAAGCCUGAUGAAGAUGACGCCAACAGACUCGGGGAGAAGGUGAUCCUCCGGGAGCAGGUGAAGGAGCUCUUCAAUGAGAAAUGCGGUGAGGCCCUGGGCCUGAUCCGGCCAGUGCUGGUCCCUUACAAACUGAUCCGGGACAGCCCAGACGCCGUCGAGGUCACGGGCCUGCCUGAUGACAUCCCUUUCCGGAACCCCAACACGUACGACAUCCACCGGCUAGAGAAGAUCCUGAAGGCCCGGGAGCAUGUCCGGAUGGUCAUCAUCAACCAGCUGCAACCUUUUGCAGAAAUCUGCAAUGAUGCCAAGGUGCCAGCGGUGUCUGGAAAGCUGAGACAAUGGCCUCGGCAUCCAGUGUCAGCAACCUUUUCUCCCACCAGCCAAAGACAGCAGCAUCCCCAAGCGCAAGAGAAAGCGUGUCUCCGAAGGAAACUCGGUCUCCUCUUCCUCCUCGUCUUCCUCUUCCUCAUCCUCCAACCCAGAGUCCAUGGCCUCCACCAACCAGAUCUCACUCGUGCAAUGGCCAAUGUACAUGGUGGACUAUGCCGGCCUGAACGUGCAGCUGCCGGGACCUCUGAAUUACUAGACCUCAGUGCUGAAUCAGGACCUCAUUCAGAAAGACUAAAGGAAAUGUAAUUUAUGUACAAAGUGUAUAUUCGGAUAUGUAUUGAUGCCUUUUAGUUUUUCCAAUGAUUUUUACACUAUAUUCCUGCCACCAAGGCCUUUUUAAAUAAGUUAAAAAAAAAAA